This is a messenger RNA of Pelobates fuscus (common spadefoot toad), 2059 nucleotides long. RefSeq names its product transmembrane protein 214-A-like. The transcript is spliced from 14 exons. Lineage: Eukaryota; Metazoa; Chordata; Amphibia; Anura; Pelobatidae. Gene Ontology annotation, cellular component: Golgi apparatus; endoplasmic reticulum. The annotation marks the transcript as partial. The record is from RefSeq and is a predicted model, not a curated record.
AUUAUCCGUACUGCCUGGUGAGUAAGGAGCUGAGGAACAUUAUCCGAUCUCUGGUGGGCAAGGCUAAUGGCGUUCUGGAUGUAUUUGUGGAUCACUGCAUCUCCUUAAUGCUACAAGAGCUGGAGAAACCUAAAGGCGAGUCUUUACAUGGCUACAGGAUCUGUAUCCAAGCAGUUCUGCUGGACAAACCCAAAACUGUGACGGGCAAUCUGAAAAAGUACUUUGAUUAUCUAUGUGAACACGAGAAAAAGCCAAUGAAAUGUCUGACCAUCAUGUGGUCAGUGGGGCAGGCAGGAUUCGCAGACCUCACUGAGGGGUUGAAAGUGUGGCUUGGGAUAAUGCUUCCAGUCCUAGGAAAAAAACCUCUGUCGCCCUAUGCUAUCUCCUACCUGGAUCGCCUGCUGCUAAUGCACCCAAACCUCACGAAAGGGUUUGGAAUGAUUGGCCCUAAAGACUUUUUCCCUCUUCUUGAUUUUGCCUUCAUGCCACAUAACUCUCUGUCUCACAGCCAACAGUCACAGCUGCGAGACUUGUACCCGAGACUGAAAGUCCUGGCAUUUGGCGCCACACCAGAGAGCACUCUUCAUACUUACUUCCCGUCAUUCCUUUCUAGAGCCACCCCAAACUGUCCAACAGACAUGAAGAAAGAGCUGCUGCGGAGUCUCAGUGAGUGUCUAAACCUUGAUGCACUGAGCUUCAAUGUGUGGCGCCAGUUAUAUGCCAAGCACUUACCGCAGUCCUAUCUCCUUUUACAACAUCUUGUUGAUACCUGGGACACGUCCUCAAAAACAAUGCGGAAAUCUCUGCAAGAGACUGUUCAGUCCUUUAACGUUACAAAUGGAGAAUUUUCUGCAAAAGGUCACAAUGUGAGAGAUAUUGAAACUUGUGAAGAAACUUGCCAGGCUCUCACACAGAAGAUGAAGGGUCGUGGAAUUCCUUGGUUUCGAAUCUUCCUUGUAGCACUUGUAUUUAUAUCGGGUUUUAUGAUCCAUGAUAUUAGGACACACGGAAGCUUUGAAGCAUCUUCAUCGGCAAAACUGCUCCACCAGUCUCGCCUCCUGCCUGGUAUCCAGCUGGCGUGGAGCAAAACGUCACAUGUAUGCCAGCAAGGCCAUAGCUGGUUAGAGGCACACGUCCCUCUGUAUUACUCUCAAGCAGUUGAAGUGUUGGGGCCGCACCUUGAGCUGCUUUGGGUAAAAUUCAAGGAAGGAGCCGUAUACAUGUCUGGAAAAUGCUCAUCGUUCAUUAACUUUGUCGUUGACAAUUUGCCGUGUUUUAUUGAAUGGGUCCAGUCACGGAUCCCAGACUCUCUGUAUCAGCUCAUUGAGUAUCUGCGAGAGCUGUUACUCUAUCUCCAUCGAAGUUACCUGCUCCCAGCCGUGGGCUACACAGAGGAAACCCUUCACAGAGUAUGGCAGCAAUAUGUUGAUUCAUGCAAUGGUGAAGUGUCUUGGAAUUGUUUAACGGGCCACGUGAGCCGCAUCACCCAUUCAUCCUGGGCGUAUUUGCUGAAGGCUACAUUGGCAGUUAAAAACUGGGCUCUGGCAAUGAUAGCUGGGUCCUAAAGACACGUGGAGGACAUUGAUUCAGGAAUGCCCCUCGGAUGAUCUUAAAACUGUAUGAUUGAGGGGGAAUACAAAUUCUGUGUGAUUGGCUCUCUGAUGAUCAAAACUGAGCCCCAGCUGGAGGGACCACAAAGGGUCUUUAUCUGUUCUCUGUGUAUAUUCUAGAGCUAAUUCAGUGAACACCUGCCGCUUUUGCCUCUGUUUAAAUGAGUUCCUGGGGAUUAACCUGUGUUCAAGCAUUGUCCGGGGCUCUUUGUACAGGACCCUGGAAAGUAUUACCAAGUAUAUGGUGGAAACCCUCUCCCUGUGACUAAACCUGUGGACCUGAUCUCGAGAUCUCCCAAAUACCAGCAACUUGCCAAGAACCCAAAGCGUGGAUUCUAGUAUGGCUUGGAAUAAAAUGCUAAGUUUGUUGGCGAUUGUCAUAGGUAUGUUGGUUGGCCCCAGCAGCCACUGAUUUUGUUUUUAACCAAAUAAAGAACUUUUUCCCCAAA